Salvia splendens (bonfire salvia) is the source of this 1480-nucleotide messenger RNA. RefSeq names its product pseudouridine kinase. Gene Ontology annotation, cellular component: cytoplasm. The coding region runs from base 170 to 1351 and encodes 393 amino acids. The transcript is spliced from 9 exons. Gene Ontology annotation, molecular function: kinase activity; pseudouridylate synthase activity; hydrolase activity, acting on glycosyl bonds. Lineage: Eukaryota; Viridiplantae; Streptophyta; Magnoliopsida; Lamiales; Lamiaceae. The record is from RefSeq and is a predicted model, not a curated record.
AUAUUAUGUCAAUCAAUAAAAUAAAAAUUGAUGAAACCUCGCCAAUAUAGGGAGUAAAAAAUUUAGCAAAUUAAAUUUCCGUUGCUACCCUCGCCGAUCUAGGGAGUGAACUUUCCGGCGAAGAACAGACUCCACUCUCCGGAUUAAACCUCGCCACCAAGUGAGUGAAAUGGAUCGAGGCUUAGAUAACGGAGCAGAAGCAGUAGUGAUUGGAGGGAUGGUGCUUGACGUUAAUGCUACCCCUGCCGCCGCUACUAAUCGAGGAACCACUGCUCCUGGAAAGAUUCGCUAUGCAUUAGGUGGUGUAGCAAGAAAUAUUGCGGAGUGCAUGUCAAAGCUUGGAGCAAAGCCUUACAUGAUAAGUGCUGUGGGAUUUGACUUGGCAGGAAAUAUGCUCUUGGAACCUUGGAGAGCUGCUGGAUUGUCUGUAGAAGGCAUCAAGAGAAGCAAGGAUAUUGAAACUGCUACAGUCUGCAUCAUAUUUGAUGGUAGAGGAGAACUGGCCGCUGCUGUCGCUAGCGUUGAAUCAAUUGAAAAGUUUGUUACUCCUGAGUGGAUUUCAAAUUUCAAGAUCAACAUAUGUUCUGCCCCUGUAAUGAUGGUUGAUGCAAAUUUAAGUCGUCCUGCUCUUUUGGCAUCUUGCCAAAUUGCAGCAGAAUGUGUGACUCCUAUAUGGUUUGAGCCAGUUUCAGUAACGAAAUCCAAAAGAAUUGCUUCCAUUGCCAAACUCAUCACAUACACCUCACCCAAUGAAGAUGAGCUUAUAGCUAUGGCAAAUGCUUUGUCUUCUAGUGAUAGAUUCUUACCGGUGCAAAAGGAUGGCAAGAGUGACAGGACUUCCAUUAAAUCGUUGUUUGAAAGGCUAAAGCCUGCAAUAUGGGUUUUGCUGGAGGAAGGUAUCAAAGUUGUAUUGGUCACACUUGGACCACAUGGGGUAUUCUUAUGCUUCAAAGCCGUAGAUGGCAUAAAGAAACACGACUCCUCUAAAAACAGCCCCUUUUCUUUCAGCAGAAAACUAUAUGAAGUUGUAAAUGUAAGUUGCCCACCAGAUAGAAUCUUAGGUACUCCCACGUCGAAGGGAAACUAUUACGUAACUGUACAUUUUCCGGCACUCCCUGCUUCUGUAGUGACACUUGUUGGCGCUGGUGAUUGCUUAGUCGGUGGUACGUUAGCUUCGGUUUGCGCUGGUUUAGAUAUAAUGCAGAGCAUAGCAGUUGGAAUGGCAGCGGCAAAAGGGGCCGUUGAAACAGAGAGCACUGUCCCUGUGGAGUAUCAAUUGGCCAGAAUUGCAGAUGAUGCGGGUGCUAUCUACUCUGAAGCAAAAGUUAUCUACUGUGAGUCAAAGUUAUGACAUGUUGGAUGGAUAACUGUGGUCAUGUUGUGUGUUUCUUGAAUCAUUGAUAUGUACAUCUUCAUUUGUGCUCUUGUAAUGGAACUAUACGUUUUUUCUUUAGUCAGAUGUCUCAAAAUUGUUGCAGUU